Molecule: messenger RNA, 1958 nt
Organism: Dipodomys spectabilis (banner-tailed kangaroo rat)
Lineage: Eukaryota; Metazoa; Chordata; Mammalia; Rodentia; Heteromyidae
Gene: Ncf2
Product: neutrophil cytosolic factor 2
Exons: 16
Coding region: 33-1610 (525 amino acids)
Biological process (GO): phagocytosis; respiratory burst; superoxide anion generation
Cellular component (GO): NADPH oxidase complex
Molecular function (GO): protein binding; superoxide-generating NADPH oxidase activator activity
Source: RefSeq, a predicted model, not a curated record
ACUGGCUCUCAGUCCCCUGGCGUCAUCUGACCAUGUCCCUGGUGGAGGCCAUCAGCCUCUGGAAUGAAGGGGUGCUGGCAGCUGACAAAAAGGACUGGAAGGGGGCCCUGGAAGCCUUCAGCACAGUCCAGGAUCCUCACUCGCGAAUUUGCUUCAACAUUGGCUGCAUGCACACAAUCCUGGGAAAGAUGCCAGAGGCGGAGAAGGCUUUUACCAGGAGCAUUAACCGGGACAAGCACUUGGCGGUAGCUUACUUCCAGCGAGGGAUGCUCUACCUCAAGAUGGAGAAAUACGACUUAGCUAUUAAAGAUCUUAAAGAAGCCUUCACUCAGCUUCGUGGGAACCAGCUGAUUGACUACAAGAUCCUGGGGCUGCAGUUCAAGCUGUUUGCCUGUGAGGUGUUAUAUAAUAUCGCUUUCUUGUACGCCAAGAAGGAAGAGUGGAAAAAGGCGGAAGAGCAGUUGGCAGUAGCCAUGAAGAUGAAGUCAGAGCCCCGGCAUUCCAAAAUUGACAAGGCCCUGGAAAGCGUCUGGAAACAGAAGCUGUUCGAGCCGGUGGUGAUUCCGGUGGGUAGGCUGUUUCGACCAAAUGAGAGACAAGUGGCUCAGCUUGCCAAGAAGGAUUAUCUGGGCAAGGCUACAGUUGUGGCAUCUGUGGUGGAUCAGGACAGUUUCUCUGGAUUUGCCCCUCUGCAGCCACAGGCAGCUGAGCCUCCACCCAGACCCAAAACCCCAGAGAUUUUCAGGGCUCUGGAAGGGGAGGCUCACCGUGUGCUGUUUGGGUUUGUGCCGGAGACAUCCGAGGAGCUCCAGGUCAUGCCAGGGAACAUCGUCUUUGUGUUGAAGAAGGGCAAUGACAACUGGGCCACAGUCAUGUUCAAUGGGCAGAAGGGGCUUGUUCCUUGCAACUACCUGGAGCCAGUGGAGCUGCGGAUUCAGCCUCAGCAGCCGCCCCAGGAGGAGACCUCCCUGGAGUCUGACAUCCCACCUCCUCCCAGUGCCAAUGCCCCUGGAAGACCUCAGCUGUCACCAGGUCAGAAACAAAAAGAAGAGCUUAAGGAAGUAAGGCUCAGUGUUCCCACACCAUACACAAUCAAGGUGCACUACAAGUACACAGUGGUCAUGGAGGCUCAGCCCGGGCUCCCCUGCAGCCAAGUCCGGGACAUGGUAUCUAAGAAACUACAGCUGCUGCCAGAGCACACUAAGCUGAGCUACCGGCCUCGGGACAGCAAUGAGCUGGUGCCUCUUUCUGAAGAAAGCAUGAAGGAUGCCUGGAGUCAAGUGAAUAAGUUCUGCCUGACUCUCUGGUGUGAGAACACAGUGGGUGACCAAGGCUUUACACAGGAACCCACAGAAGGUGAAAAACCUGAUAAUAACCAGACACCAGAACCUCAGCUUAAGGAAGGGAGCCAAGUGGUGGCACUCUUUAGUUAUGCAGCUACCCAACCAGAGGACCUGGAGUUCCUUGAAGGAGAUGUAAUCCUGGUGCUAUCCAAAGUGAAUGAGGAAUGGCUGGAAGGAGAGUGUAAAGGGAAAGUUGGCAUCUUCCCUAAAGCUUUUGUUGAAGAAUGUACUGCUGUGGAUUUGGAAAGUACUCCCAGAAGAGGCUAAGAUGGUUCUGGCAACUAAGAAAAGGAGGCUCUAUUAUUUGUAAGACUUACUAUACCUCUGCUAUAACCACAGACAUUACAGUUUGACCAUGUUAAUCUAACUUUUCCUUGUUAAAAUUCAACCUGUUAUAUAACACAAGAACUUGCCCAUGCAGGAAGACGGAGAUGAAUUGUCUGGGAAACGAUGAUGGAGUCUUCUAGGGUGUCAAUAAUCUGUUUUGCUCUAAAUGCUGAGUAGCCAGAUGUGUUUACUUUGUAAAAAUUCACUGGCUUGCACCUCUCUGUAUGGGUAAAACCUCAAUAAAACACUUGCCUUACCAAAAUAAACCAAAACAUCCAAGAAAUUAAA